CCACUGAAUCUGUCUACUAUGAAUCCGUCGCCGAUCAUCCUUCCCGAUGAUCUCAUCGCCGAAUUACUUUCUUUUCUUCCGGUCAAAUAUCUUCUUCGAUUUAAGUGUGUCAGUAAAUCUUGGAGGACUCUCAUUUCCGACUAUGCCUUCGUCAAAUUGCACCUCAAGAGAUCAGCAACACAAAAUCCUAUGUUCGCGCUAAUCAUGCUUCGCUUGAAGAUUAUUCCCGUAGAGUCUCCCAACGGUUAUGACGAGGACUACGAUCGGGGUUCCAGUGUAGUUCCAUAUACCAUAAGUACUUUAUUGGAUAGUCCCUCAUUCACCCUUUUUGACAAUCCUUACUAUCAUAUGGAAAACAAAGGCUGCUUUAAUUCAGUCGGUUCCUGUAAUGGAUUGAUUCUUUUGGCUGGUGGUUCCUUCAUCGGUCCUCGUAAAGAGUACUGGUUUCGAUUGUGGAAUCCAGCGACCAAGACAAUAUCUAAAAGAAUUGGAUAUUUUUGUGAUUUUCAAAAUCAUCGUUUCGGCUUUGUGUUCGGUUUUGAUGAUUCAACAAACACUUAUAAAGUGGUGGCAUCCCGUUUCAUUAAUCAACUGAAAACUGAGGUGAGAAUAUUUAGUAUCGGUGACGAUGUUUGGAGAAAUAUUGAAAGUUUUCCGGUUGUUCCUCUUAAUUUGGAAUAUGGAGAAUUUUAUUUCAAUAAUUAUGACUAUAGUGGUGUGUAUUUGAGUGGUGCUUUUAACUGGUUGGCUAUCAAUAAGAAUAUCACAAAUAGUAAGGAUAUUGCAGUUGAAGAUUUUGUUAUCGUUUCUCUUGAUUUGAAGACUGAGACGUACAAUCAAUAUCUUUUGCCAUGUGGUUUUGACGAAGUGCCGCCUGCAGGACCUACCAUUGGUGUUUUAGGUGGCUACCUUUGUUUUUCUUAUUCUGUUAAAGGAACUGAUUUUGUUAUAUGGCAGAUGAAGAAAUUUGGAGUCCAAGAUUCUUGGAUCCAGUUUCUUAAAAUUAGUUAUCAAAAUCUUGAAAUAGAUUAUGCCUUUAGUGACUAUAAGAAGUAUCAUUUUCAAUUGAAGCCGUUGCUUCUUUUCGAAGAUCGUGAUACACUUAUGCUUAAAAGCAAUCGAGAUGCCCGAGUAUUUCUCUAUAAUUGGAGAGAUAAUAGAGUUCAGCGAAUACAAAUUACUACAAGUAGAACGGGAGAUUAUUUAGGUUGGAAUUGUGUCAAAGAUUAUGUUGAAAGUCUGGUUCCAAUUAAUUAAAAGGUGCCGAUGCGGAACAGCUCCGCCAUAUUGAAGAGGUUCUUGGAAGUCUAUAAAAGCACUCAUGGUUCUACAAGUUAAAAUUCAAAUCAAGGUGAAAAUUCACAGUAGCUCAGAAGCUCGCUUUUGUAACUUCUGUUUUUCACGGUGAAAUGACAUUUAAAGGCGCAUUGGGGGAGAAGAAAAAGCUAUUCCAAGCAGGGGAACUAGAUUAUUGGUGUAUUAGAUUCUAUUAGCCAGAUGUUAAUCUACAACACUGCUACACGAAAGAUUAUGUUUUGCUUUUU
Vicia villosa (hairy vetch) is the source of this 1544-nucleotide messenger RNA. Its product is annotated as F-box/kelch-repeat protein At3g23880-like. The transcript has 2 exons. Gene Ontology annotation, molecular function: protein binding. The coding region runs from base 19 to 1257 and encodes 412 amino acids. The record is from RefSeq and is a predicted model, not a curated record. Lineage: Eukaryota; Viridiplantae; Streptophyta; Magnoliopsida; Fabales; Fabaceae.